This is a messenger RNA of Parnassius apollo (apollo), 6546 nucleotides long. The record is from the annotation of a GenBank genome assembly. Lineage: Eukaryota; Metazoa; Arthropoda; Insecta; Lepidoptera; Papilionidae.
AUGAAAUCACCAGAGGAACACACGUCUGAAGAAACUAUGACCGUGGUUGAAGAUGGAUUUAUUAUUAAUAGAAAGACCAUUAUAAAAACCACAAAAAAAGAGUUGUAUAAUUCCUUACGAAACAUAAAAAGAACGGAAACAGUUGUUAAAACCAUAAUUGAGGAUGAGUAUCCCGAUGGGUCCAUCAAAACAAAAUCUAGCGAAAAACUUACAGUCGUUGAAGAAAAUCUUCAUAUGUCGGAAGAAAAAUUAUUAAGCACAAUUGAAAUUUUAGAUCAAAAGAUACCUAAAACAUUUGCAAUCAACGAAGUAUUAGAAGGUCUUAUUUCACAAGGUGAACCGGAAAUAAGUGAAAAAUGUAUAGUAGAAGAAAUUGAGGAUAACAAUUUUAAAAUUGUAAGAACUAUUAAGACAGAAACUGCAAGAACCUUGUUUGCUGAUUUUCAAAAUAUAACUAAAAAGGUAAAAACAAUCACCACCAUCACAACAAUGGACUUGUAUCCAGAUGGAUCCUCACGUUCUACAACAGACACGAAAGUCAUUGUCAGUGACUUUGAGCCGACAGACAAUGUCACUGAACGAACUGAAGACGAUAAAUGUGAUGAUUUAUUGAAACAAGAUUCUUCAAAGCACGAAAAAAUAAUUUCUAAUCGAAUGACUAUGGUUGAAAAUGGAACUGAUUCCACGGUAUACUUAAAUGGUCACUCUAAGUCACAUGAAUUUGAGUUAGAAUAUGAUUCUGAAGGGAUGUUUAUUCCUGAAAAAACGUCACCUACUGAUAAUUCUGAAUCUAAAUUACUAUUUCUUGGCAAAGAUUCUAAACAAGAAGAAUAUGUAGAUAGUAAAAGGAAAAUAUUGUCACAAAAAGAAAAUAAAGGGGAGGAAGUUGUAGAUAGUAAAUCAACCAAGGAAUCCUUUGUAGAUCUAUCUGGAGUUAAAGAUACUUAUAGCGAUAUCUAUCAGUCGCCCGCUGCAAAACUUAUUAAAGAAACAGAAAAAUUGUUGGCUGAGGAAAGGUCCCAUAUUUCUAACAUGAACUUUAAUACUAAGACCACUAAAGAUGUAAAUAUUCAUGACUUUGAUGAUAAAUUUUCUUCAAUUUCUACAAUUGAUAGCGGGAUCAUUGAUAGAGACAGUAUUACACAUACUUUGUUGCAAUGUAGCAGUUCUGAGGAUGUAUCGAAGGAAGUUAGUUUAGAAGAGAAAUACAGUUUUGAAAGCACCGAAAAAUCGGAUAAGAAAUCUUUGGUUGACCAAAUCCUUUCGUCUCAGGAAGUAGAUCAAAGAUCGACUUCCGGUGAGUUCAGUAGUUAUACAGAUUCCCUGCAAUCUACAAGCAAGCAACCUAUUAGUUUUGCUAAUAUCAAACAGGAUACAUGUAUAGACACAAACACAGAAGCUUCCGAAAAUAGAAGUAUAUCAAUGGAUAAGACUGGCUCUAAGGUUGACAUUCAGACUAAGGAAUUAUCUAAAAAAGGACAGGAAUCAGCAGUCACAUCACUUAUUGAAAAUAUUAACAAAGCAUUUACAGACGAAACCGUACAGCAAGGAAUUAAAACAGAAGAUUUAGAAUCAAUAUCAACGCACUCAAGGUUUGAUAGGGUAUCAACUCCUCCUACUGCACCCGUUAGUCCUCUUCCAAAUAUUCCUAGUAGUUUUCAAGAUAUAAAAGUAAGUGACGGUAUUCAGAGUGAGGUAAAAUACGACAAGUUAGAAGGAGCUGAAGAAACAAUAACAAAAAUCGUUCAUGUUGGAGAAGAUGUUUUAACUCAAAAGAUUUCAACUUCGACUGAAAAAGUGCCCAAACCGCUUAAAAAUGACAAGGAAGAAUACGAUAGUGAUUCUGAUAUUUUAUCUCUUAUGCAAACAAUGGGUAAAAUAAAAACAGAAACUGAUACUACAACAAAAAUAAUAAAAGAAGGAGAAAAUGUCGUAACACAAACUAUAACGACUGUAACAACAAAAGAAAUCAUUUCAAGAGAAGAUGGCACACCUCAAAAUGUUAAAACUACUAUUGAAACCACUACACUAAGCAAGAGUUCUGAUGGCUCAAUAACAAGUACAACGGAUACUCAAACGUUGUUGUCAGAAUGUUCUUCUUCACUUCGAUCCACUUCUCAAAUGGAUUUAUAUGAUAAGGAUAGAAAGUUUGAUAAAUUUGAGAAUGGGGAUGAUAAAUCUGAUUCAGAAAGCAUGUGUCAAACCUAUGAAAGUAGUACUGGACAACUACAUGAUCACCAAUCAUUUAUGGAAAGUAAGGGACCGAUGAGGGAAAGUGUUUUAAAAUCAGAGUAUAUUAAGGAAGAUGAUGAGACUGAUUCCAAUGUAGAAGACACGGUUAUAGACACAGACAUCAGCAAGAAAGUAAUUAAAGAAAAUGGUAUCGAUGUAAUUGAAACCACUGCUACCACUACUAAAAAAGAAAUAAUACGAAUUGAUAAUAAUAAGAAAAUUAUUAAAACCACGAUUGAAACGAAUACAACGCGAGAAUUCCCUGGAGGUGCCAAAGCUGUUCAAAAGACCGUGGGAGUGAAGACUGAAGAAGUUACUAUUGAUUCAAGUAGCAAUCUCGAUAAAUUACUUUGCAACUUAACAGUAUACGGGGAACCGGAAGAAAAUGUAUCAACAAAAACUGAAACUAUCACGUGUGAUGACAUUGUUAUUACACGAACAAUUUCUACAAAAACUAUAACUAUUAAAUAUAUCGAUAAAAAAAAUAUUCUAAGAAAAAUAAAGACUAUAACAAUGGUAACAACAACAGAUGAAUACCCAGAUGGUUCUACUCAAACCAAAGUUGAUACUAGUACAUCACUGGCAGAUAUACAGGCUGAAGAUGUAAUUGAACCAUCGGAGCUUUCUAACUAUUCUAUACUAGAGGAUAAGUCUGUAAAUGUAAAUCGUCAAGAAAAAGAUACUAUAAUUAACGGAAAAAGCGUUACGCAGAUUAUAACUACUACUACAACCAAGGAAAUAUUAAGUACUAAAGAUAAAUCUAAGAAAAAAGUGAAGACUACGGUGGAAACAGUCACUGAAUCAAAAUUACCAGACGGCAUUACUGAAAUAACUAAAGAUAUUAAAAUUUCAAUUUCCGACUACAAUAAUAAAUUUGAGCAGGAAAUUCCUGAUGGAUUUAUUUUAGUAGGAGAACCACAAGAAGAUACAAAGACAGAAACAGAAACUAUUAUAGAAUUUGGCUUACCAAUAAAAAGAAAAACUACGACUACUAUAAUCAAACAGUAUUAUCACAAUAUAGAUAAAAAAUUGAAGAGAUUGAAAACAACAACCAAAAUUGUAACAGAAGAUGAAUACCCUGACGGUACAGUCACAAUGAAAACUAAUGAAAAAGUUUCUAUCACAGAGGACGAUUUAGAAUUUUCCGAUAUUUCUAAUGAUGGUACAUUAUAUAAAGAAUCUUAUUCAAAUACUAACAAAAUUGAUAGUUUAUUAAACGGUCUCUUGCCUAUAGGCAAUCCAGAGGAAAGUGAAACCAGAGAAAAGAAAGAAGUACUAGAAAACGAUUUACUUAUUCAAAGGACUAUAGUAACUAAAACUAAUACAACUAACUAUUCUGACAUUCACGGGGUGCUUUCAAGAAGAAAAAUCGUGAAAACUAUUACAACCACAGACCAAUAUCCAGAUGGUUCAUCUCGUACAACUGUAGAUAUAAGUACGUCUUUAUCAGAAAUUGAUUCAAAAGAAAUAUUACAUAAAGAUUCUUUAUUUAAAUCAUCAAAUAAUGAUGAUAAGUCAGUAAAUGUAGAAACAAAAUUGAAAACAGUCUGCAGAGAUGGUAAAGAGGUUCAACAGGAAGUAACCACAAUUACUACAAAAGAAAUUUUACCAUCAACUGAAGAAACAAAGAAUAAAAUUCGAACAACUGUGGAGACAAUUACUAAAUCUAUAUUACCUAACGGUGUUGUAGAAGUUGCUAAAGAUGUUAAAGUUUCUAUAGCAGAUUUUGGAGAUGAAUCAUUUGAGGAACUCCUAAAAAAUUAUAAUGAAAUAGGAAAACCUUAUAUUGAUACAAAAUCUUAUUUAGAGCAAAUUGAAGAAAAUGGUAUUCCUUUAAAGAGAAAAACGACGAUAACUACCACCAAACAGGAAUAUGAAAAUACUUUAUACAAAUCAAGAAAAGUUAAAAAUAUAGUACAAACAUCAAUAGAAGACGAACUUCCGGAUGGCGAAAUAGUAACUAAAAAUUUAGAGGAAAUUUCAAUCGAAGAUAUUGUUUCAGAAAAGUUGCAAGAAAAGUCGGAGGCAGAAUCGCCAGAAUCUGGAACAGAAGAUACAGAAAUAGUAGAAGACACGAACGAGGAAUCAGAUAUUAAAAAUGAAAUUUUACAGCGGGGCUCAACAACAAUUAAACGCACAAUUACUACAAAAACAAAGCGUGAUACUUUAGCAAGUAGGGACAAGGAUAUAAAAAGAGUGCGAACUACUGUAGAAACAAUAACGGUUGAUGAGUAUCCAGACGGAUCAGUUGAAACUACUAAGGACGUCAAAAUAACAAUUUCUGAAUUUCAAAAAACGUCAGAGAGUGACUUGGAAGCCGCUCUCAAUGGUUUUAUAUCAACCGGUAAAGUUAAGAAUUCGGUUGACAAGAAAACUAACAUUAUUUUAUCAGAAAGCAACGAAAAAAUUACUCAAACUAUUACUACGUAUAUAACGAAAGAGGAAUACAAGAAUAAUGAAACAAAAGAAGGAGCAGUGAAAACUGUAACUGAAACCAUUACAGAAAAUUCACAUGAUAAUGGUACAGUUGAAACUACAAAAGAUGUUCGAACACAAAUUACUUACCUUCCACCCGGCUCGGGCUUAGACGAUUGUUCACCAGACGAAUUGGAAAAACUGGCUGAACAACCAAACACGCAAGAGAAAAAAACUAAAGUGGAAGACUUAGCUCUGGAACCAAAAAUUGAACACCAUUUGUACGAAAAACCAAAAAAACAGCGAUCUCCUGUAGGAGAAAUAACAACAGACACGGAAACUUUUACAAAAGUUAUAAAAGAAGGAAACAAUGAAAUAACGCAAACAAUAACAGUUGUUACUACUAAGGAAGUCAUAAGUCCCGAAAAAAUUAAAGUUACUGUUGAAACUACUACAGUGAGUAAGAGUAAUGAUGGCGUAACUAAAACUACAAAAUCGACUAAAACUACAAUAUCAGAAUUUAAAGAAGAGUAUGAAGAAAUUAUUGAUACAGGAGAUAGCGAAAAAUCAUUUUCUAAAUAUUCGUCUAAAACUUUAGACCUACGUAGCUCUUCCGCAGCUAGUGAUGAUUUAGAACAUCCUGGAAUAUCGACUCCACCUUCGGAUAUAAGUUCUAGAGGUUCACGAGCUGCAACACAUUUAUGGGGCACUGAAAGCAGCGGAAUAUAUUAUAGUGAUGAUGAUGGCCAAGGAAGUCCAAGUAGCACAAAAUCCCAAAUUGCUCAUUCGCCGCGAUCCAAUGUCAGCUUUGAAUUAGAUCCAAAAAUAACACAGCAUCAAGAAAUUUACCAUGAUAUGGCUACUGAAAAACCUGAAUUUGAUUCGACCGCUGCCUAUAAAGAUAUUUCGUCUUCUGAUUAUUUAAGACACAUUGGUGAAAGUGAUUCCUGCACAUCUUCUUAUUCUGAAGGUAAAUCUGAGGUACAAAUUGCUGAUAAACAUGUAAAUAAGACCGCUGAGGAAACCUUGUCAAAAGAUAAGUCAAAGUCGGAUACAGACAAACACAGAGUAGUAUCGUCUGAUGAUACAUUCCUUAAAGAAGCCGAUGAACAAUUUGAGAAAGCCAUAGAAGAGUACAAAAAAGUAAGCGGUCCAGAUGUAAUUUCAAGUAUAACAGCUAAAUAUGAAUUAGAUCAACAAAGCCAUUCUAGUAAGAGUCAUCAUUUGCCAACAAUGGAAGAAAGUACGAUUACAUUGAAGGAAUUAAAAUCCGAAGCUAAGAAAUCACCAGAAACAUCGUCUUUACUUACUUCUGGGUCAGAAUCAAAAUCAGAAACUCAAUCAAGUAAAGAAAAGGACCCCAUUGAGUCCUGGGGUAAGCCUUUAGGUCUACCUAGUCCCAUACAGCCUCCCACUCAAGCGGAUGGCAAAAGUACUCCGAAAAAACAAGGGCCUACGUCGAGUGUACAAAUGAAGAACAAAAUAAACCAAGAGAAGAGUAAGGAGGCGAAAAAUAGGGCUUCUGAGUCACCGAGUAAAAAGAAAUCUCCGAGUCCAGUUUAUAUGGAGCUGACAUACGUCCCCCACCAUGGUAAUUCUUAUUAUUCUGCAGUGGAAUUCUUCAAACGAGUCAGAGCACGAUAUUACGUUUUCUCUGGCACUGAACCUUCAAAGGAAAUUUACAAUGCUCUCCUUGACGCUAAAAAGACCUGGGAAGAUAAAGAUUUAGAAGUAACUAUCAUCCCCACGUACGACACAGACGUACUCGGCUACUGGGUGACUGAAAACGAAGAAGCCUUGGAGAAAUACAAGAUUGAUUUAUCGCCGUCAGCCUCCCGAUGCACGAUCAAUCUACAAGACCAUGAGACCUCCUGUGCGGCCUACAGACUCGAGUUCUAG